UGUAUACUCUUCUCAACAGCGGCGCUGUUGAAUGGCUGCGGCUCGCCUGCAGUCCGUCUGUUUUUACUUUUUUGUUGUUUUUUUGUCCUGUUUAGUUACAUUUUUGGUUAUUAGGUUGUGUUAUGUGUGUGUGUGUGUGGGGGGGCUGAAACAUGGUUUUCUGUCUCUCCCUUCGGGGGAAUGCGACUCUUUCUGUUAUAUGCCCCCUUCUUUGCCUCCGUCUGUGCUGAGACCUAAUGGCGGAGCUGGCGGAGCUGGUGGCCUCCAACCUGCGACCGACCUCGAGGCUCCGGAGGCAGAGCCAGCCAGGACUCACCAAUGCGAGGCUGGCCGUCUUCGAACUGUGGCGGCGUUCGGGCGCUCCAGUGGCAGCGGCACGACUCGGGGCUGGGACGGCGCUCCAGUGAGGGCGGCCUGGCGCGGGGCUGAGACGGUGCUCCGGUAGCUGAGGCGGCGUUCUGGCGGCGGCGACGCUGAAUCCGGGGCUCGGCCGCGGGCCAGUGGACGACAUCGUCGGGAGCUCGCGGGUCACAGGCUGGUGCCUGUUUUCCGGAGCUCCCGUGGCGACAGCUGCAUCCGCUGGACUGGAGGGCGGCAGCUUCGACCAUCCCGGGCCGCGGAGCUUGAACCGGCCCGUUCGCGGAGCUCAGUGAGCCGAGGGACUGACUUACCAUCGCCCGGUGGGGUAUCGCCUCAGCGCAGAGGGAGAAGAGGAGGGAAGAGACAAUAACCCUAAGAUUUUUGCCUCCAUCACAGUGAGGAGGUGCCUGGUGAACUCACUGUGGUGGAUGUUAAUUUGUGUUUAUUGUGUGUUUUGUUGUUUAUUAUUAUAUGUAUGGCUGCAGGCAACGACAUUUCGUUCAGACCGAAAGGUCUGAAUGACAAAUAAAGGAUCUAAGUCUAAGUCUAAAAAGGGUGUAGAUGUAGAGGGAAAUGGGGCAUGUCAGUAGUGGUUGAGCUGAGAAAAUAAAAUACUGAGUAUAAAAUCAAGGAUGUCCUGGUGAACGUUUAGUAAAUAUGGAUGCUGGAAUAUGGUGUUCAAGUUUGAUCACCUCUUUAAGAGGAUGUGAAGAUAUUACAGAGGCCCAGAAAAGAUUUACGAGAAUGAAUGCCAGGAUUAGGACUACACUUAGGAGAAUGGAUUGAGAUACUGGGGCUGUUUUCAUUGGAGAAGGUGGAGCGGAGAUUUGAUAGAAGCAUAGAAGAUAGGGCUACAUUGUGGCACAGUGAUGGAGUUGCUGAAUUAUGGCGCCAGAGACCUGGGUUCAGAGUUUGUACGUUCUCCCUAUGAUCAAGUGAGGUUUCACUGGGUGCUCUAGUUUUCUCCCAUAUUCCAAAGACGUGCAGGUUUAUAAGUUAGUUGGCUUCUGUAAAUUGCCCCUAGUGUGUAGGAUAGAACUAGUGCGUAAGGGUGAUCGUUGGUUGGCGGGGACUCGGUGUUUCCAUGCCGUGUCCCAAAACUAAACUAUACUAAACUAAACAUAUAAAAUGAAGAGGGGUCGGUACAGAGUGGAAAAUAGACAGUUGUUCCCUUUGGGUUCAAGACUAGGGGACAGAUAUAUAAAGAGAAAGAAGUGUGACAUGAGAAGGUACAUUUUCACUCAAUGUUUGGUUGGUCUCUGGAAUGUGCAGCCUUCAGAUAUGGUCAAGUAAGGUUCAAUUCAAGAGUGAUAAAUAUAUAUAUGGUGAGGAAAAUGUUGCAAAGUUCCAAAGAUAAGGUUUGAGUGUGGCAUUAGUUAGCUCCUCUGGAUGAGAACCAGUGCAAUCACCAUGGGUUGAAUGGCCUCCUUCUGUGCAAUAACCUUCCUUGAUUCUCUUGCCCUUAUCCUUUGGAUGUCUAUCCGAUUCCCUAUUGAAUAGACAAGUAAUCUGCUUCAGUGAAGUUGAUUGACCACUAAACAUUAGUGGGGGAAUGGAGUUGCUUUGCAAAAUGGCGUUGACUUGAUGAGCCAAAUGGCUUCCUUCUCUAUUGCAAGGAAAUAUGCAAAAUUGGCCAGAUGUUGAUGUGAAUUCCCUUGUUCUUCUUUGAAUAGACCCGUGGGGUCAUUUGUGAACAGUGACUCUCCAAUUUAACAGUAACUGAGGGUACUGUCAACAGUGCAACACCUCCAUACCGCAAAUAUCCUUGAGAGGGGUUUAUAAGGCCUGAUGACAUAUCAGGGGUGUGAGUCUUAACCAAGUCCCCUCCAACCUCCAGUUGCAUUGUGAAACAGGAUAAUCCUUUCCCAUACACAUUUCCUUUAAAGGAGUAACCAACAAAAACUAAGAGGGAAUGAUCCUCUGACCCCAACCAACAGUAGGAAGACCAUAUCCUGAAGAGUAAUGUACAGGGUACAGAAUCAUGACAGCAGCUAGUUCAGAGCCAUUUCGAAGUAUUGUAAAAUAUUUUAAUUAAUAUUUGUUGAGAAGUGAACAAGGAUUACAAAAAUGAUAACAGAAUUACUGGAUCAUUUCCCCAAAGAAGGCAAAGAUAGAAAUUCCGUUGCAUUUGUAUAAAUUUGGUGGUAAAAUGGGUGGAAAAGCUUUAAGAAAAUGAACAGACAUGUGGUCUGGGGGGAACGAGAUUAAUGACUCAAAUGGUUUUUUGCGUACUCCACACUUCCUUAUUUUGCCUCUGCGUUUUCAAGUUUCGGAGGAAGAUUAAGAAACUGGUGAGUCUGGUGAGAUUUGACGCAUGAUUGGUUAGAGUGUUCAGAGGUCAACGCAUCCCCAAAAUCCACAAUGGUUUACGAUACUGCCGUGUAAAUAAAUAUGUUGCUUAUACAUAAUGACUUUCGUGAUCUCAGGACUCAGCAAAGCUCUUUGAAAGUAACUUUUAAAAUUUGUAUUCAAUGCUGCAGCAGCCGAUUUGUACAUAGCAGGCUCCCACAAAAAGCAAUGCGAUCGGAUUAUGUUUUUGUGAUGUUAUCGAAGAUAAAUAUUAGUCUGGAAACAAAGAAUAAAGAUCUUCUUCAAAAUGGUGCCAUGACAGAAGGCAGUUUCAUUUUUCUUGGCACUAUGGAUAUGACUGAACCUCUUGUCUGUGACAGAUCUGCUGAUUGUUCUAUAUUUCACUUCCUUCAUGGCCGAUUCAGGUCCAGGAGUUUGGCAGCAAACAACAGAUGCCUUGUUAUGUGGAUGGCAAGCAUUUACAUCAGCUCCUGAACAUUUCGGUCUUCCUGCAGGAAGAGCUUUGUUUAUUUUAGCCUUUGGCCGGAAGGAAAUUAAAUCCAGAAUGCUUUCUAAGUGACGCAAUGAUAAAAGAGAGGGCAAAAAUGACAAAUUGUGGAAAUAGGUCUGGAAUAUGCAAUUCAGACUACUGUUUAUGUUCAUGAGGAGGGGAAUUGAGAGAAUGGGAUGAUUUGCACAAAGUAUCUGUUCGUCCUGUUCCUGUGCAUUAUGAAGGAUCAGAGCAUAUCUCUCAGAAACAGCCCAGUUAUUCAAGAUGAAGAGCAAGACUACUGUAGAAGCACAUAGCAAAUUCCCCAAACACAACAGUUAGGUAAAAGGCCAGCAAAGCUGUUUUGGAAUAGACAUUGACCAGGGAGAUUCCCUGGUUACUGACUGGCAGCCAAAUGAAGCCUCAAUAUAACAUGCAACAUGAAGGAUAAAACCUCUGUCAGCAUUAGUGCUUGCUCCACUGUGCUGGGUUGGCAGAUGCAUGGUAUCUCGAUGGGAAUGACUGAUUUAGACAUUAUUUAUCCGUUGAAUGACCUCUGGUAUCUGUCAACACGACAAUGUAGAGUCCAGCAAAAAAAAAACCUGCAUCAGAUUUAUGAUCAUCAUUGUGCUGCUUGCAGAGUUAAUAUUUGUGGAAAGAUUUGUAAAGAGAACUGGGUGUAUUGAUAUGGUAACUAUGAGAGAGGUGUGGAAGAAAAGUAGGAUCAGGAGGGGAGAUGGGUAAAGGGAUAAGGAAACAGGGGUGCGGAAAUGAGAGAUAAGUGUCCAAGGCACUAAUCAAAGUCAAGGGACUAAAAUAUUCUACAUUAAAACAAAGGAGAAUUUCCUGCAACUCUGCACUGCUCUCAAAGUAAACCUGCAGAGUCUUUCAAUAUCCAUUAUAUGUUUACAUAGAAUUGUACUCACAUUCCCAUAGACCCAACAGUUUAAAAGUUUGUUUCACAGCAGAGUUCUCAGUAGCACAGUGUACAGGUGGCUGCCUCAUACCUGCAGUAACCCCAGAUUCAAUCCUGGCUUUAGACUUUACUUUCGAGAUACAGCAUGGAAACAGUCCCUUCGGCUCACUGAGUCCACGCCGACCAGCGAUCAAUCUGUACACUAGCGUUAUCCUAUACACUAGGGAUAAAUCACAAUUUACAUAAGACAAUUACAACCUGUACGUCUUUGGAAUCUAGGGGGAAACCGGAGCACCCGGGAAAAAACCCACGCGGUCACAGGGAGAACGUAAAACUCCGUACAGACAGCACUAAUGGUUGGGUUCGAACCUGGUUCUCUGUCGCUGUAAGGCAGCAACUCUGCCACUGUGCCACUGGGCCGCCCCACUGUGACAUCCAGUGUAGUCUGUGUUUGCACACCCUUCCUCUGACCUCUUAGUUUUCUUUGGGUGUUCUGGUGUCCUCCCAUAUCCCAAAGUCCCGCUGGUUAAUUGACCUGUAAAUUAUCCUCAGUGUUGGUGGCCGUUGGGAGAAUCACAGAGGGGUUGAUGCGCAUAUGAGAGAGAAUAUGUUACAAGGAAAUGUGGGCAAAUACCAUUAAUGGGAAUAUUCAGAGAGCCAACGCUGAUUUAAUCAACUGAAUGGCCUCCUUCCAUGUCAUAAGGAAAUACGAAAAUAAGAUAAAACUCUCCCUGUUAUCAUUGAACCAUACGGCACAGUGGGAUUAUUUAGCUCAUUAAGCCAACUCUGUGAAAAACUUCAACACACCAGUUCUCUUUCCUUGUAGCCAUGCAUAUUUUAAAUAUUCACAUUUAUAUGCUCUACUCUUUUGAAAAUUACUGUUGAAUCUGUUUCCAUUGCCCUUUCAGGCAGUGAAUUUCAGCUCAUAACAACGGUAUAUAAGACAAUUCUCCAGUCUCUUCUCUUUUCCUUCCCAAUAAUCAUAAAUCUUUUUACUAUUCGAUAACUAAUCCUCUUGCCAGUGGAAAUAAAUUUCUCCCUUGGUUUCUCCCAGGCUAAAGAGUAAAAUAAACAAAGCUCUUCCUGCAGGAAGACAAAUGUUCAGGAGAUGAGGUAAAGGGUUGCCAUGCAUGUAACAAGGUUCUGAACACCUCCAAUUUAGUUUAUCCCCUCUCCCCUCUUUAAACGAGCAGGCAGAGUGUUGCCAUACAGGCUCCCAACAAUUUUAAAUACUAUAAUAAUUUCUGGGUUCUAUACCAUAUCUAUAUUUUGUUGCAGUUCCUAUUGGUUUAAGGGUCUAGCUACUGAAUUUUGCUUUCCUUUAACCAUUUUCACAACUGUGAACCUCUAUAAAUUAAUACGAUUAAUAUAUUGGGAACAGACUUACAUCUUUUGGUGUUAUUUUUAAACUGUUCUCUGGUUAAUUGGUUUAUUGAUCAGACUCCCUCUGCUGUUCCUUCUGUAAUGGUUAAAAAGUGCUGAUCUUUAGGAACAGCUGGCUUCCUGCAGUCCCACUGCACCAGAGACAGAAACAGAGAGAGAAAGAGAGAGGGAGAGAGGGAGAGGGAGAAUGAAUCACAGAGAGGGGGGAGAUAAAGAAACGGAUAGAGAGAGGAAAAGAUAGAUUCAAAAGAUAGAAAGUGAAAUUGUGGGAUACAAGAAGAUAAGGAGAUAGACAAGCAAGCACCAGAAGGGGGAGGAGAUUGAAAGAGAGGGGGUAGACAGGGGGUAAAGGGCUCGAGGAAAGAAAGUGGGAGAGUGGCGUGGAAGCAGACCCUUUAGAAAGGAACAGGGAGAGAAAGAGAGUGUGUGCGGGAGAGAGAGGGGGAGCGAGUCUCACCAAAUCUUCCCAUCUCCUCACGGCUUCCUGCUCGGAUUUGCUGCAUUUUUUCCCCGGCGGAGGCGAGAUGGAGACUCCGGGUGCACGAAGCUGCCCAAAGUGCUGAGAUGCUGCUUUCUCCCGGCGCUUUGCAGGCGAUGUUGUGGGGGACAUGGAGCCCAAGGCAUUACUAACGGUGAUGGUACUCAGUCUGCGCUGCAGCAUCGCCUUCAAACUCCUGAGCGGUCAGACAGUGUGUCGCAGGGGUGUUGAGCGACCAUGUUACAAAAUUGCCUACUAUAAAGAUGCGUCACGCAGGUUGGGGUUCAAAGAGGCGGAACAUGCAUGUCAAAGCGAUGGCGGGGUCCUGCUCAGCAUUGAGUCCGAAAAUGAGCAGCAGCUCGUUGAGAAACUGAUCCAAGGCUUGUCUGCUGGUGAUGGAGAUUUCUGGAUUGGACUCUCGCGGCGAGUGAAUGGCAGCGAGACUUCAGCAGAUUGUCCAAGCCUGUACCAGUGGCUGGAUGGGAGCGAUGCAAAGUUUAGGAACUGGUAUGUGGACGAGCCAUCGUGUGGCAGUGAAGUGUGUGUCGUGAUGUAUCACCAACCCUCUGCAUCUUCCGGCAUGGGAGGCCCGUACUUGUAUCAAUGGAAUGACGAUCGAUGUAACAUGAAAAACAACUUCAUCUGCAAGUAUGCACCAGUUCGAGUUUCUACAAUUCCGAGUCCAACCCUGACUCCUGCCCUGAAUCGGACCCUAGUUCCCUCUGGAGAUAAUGGAUCUGAUGCAGAUGAAUCGGGAGUUCCAGUUACUGAGGGGGAGAAGGAUUCACCUGUAACUAUUGGCAAAUCAGAAGGCAAUUCUCUCAACAUCAUUUACAUUAUCAUCCCAACGAUCCCCCUACUCCUCCUGUUGCUGGUCUCCAGUGCAGUCUUUUGUUUCCGUUUCUUUGUGAGAAGGAGGAAGGAACGAAGUGAAAAUGUUGUGAAGGAGCACAGCUUCUGGAUGGAGCCCGUCCGAACCCAGUCGCCAAACCUGGAGAUCUACAACAUCAUCAGAAAGCAGUCAGAGGCAGACUUGACUGGAACUCACCCUCACAUUAACACCACAUCCUUCCGCACCACUCCAGCUAAUCGAGGCUUGCACAGUCUCUCUGGAGAGUAUGAUAACGUCGACAGUCACUGCUCUGAGAGCGGCUUUGUGACUAAUGAUAUUUAUGAGUCUUGCAGUGACCAAGCAUCAAGAAGCAGAGAAUCAGGUUGGGUCGAAAACGGGAUCUAUGGCUACUAGGAGCCUGCAGGGUCCAGUUGUGAGGACCAGAUUGUCCAGGGACCGUUUCCCCUCAAGGAGGUGGCACAUUACUUGCUGGACAAAAUACUCUCUUCCUUUUGCGACAGGACACAGAGGGAAACACCCAAUGAAACAGGGACCAUGAAAGGUGACGCGACAACCAGCAAGACUAUCUGUGAGCAAUUGAACACGAGGGCUCCAACCCACUCGCACGUCAACAGCACCCCAGGGCUGUUCCAGAGAGGCGGCUGAGUGUGAGCGAGGGAGAUGUGGUCUCAUGGUCUUAUUCAUGUCAGCAUGUAAACACUUUCUCCUUUUGUCCCGAGCAUAUCACUGAAUGUGUCCCCGCUCUCUUGGCAGGGAAAGCAUGAUUCAAGUUCACCUCCGCAUAUUGCCUGAUACAAUAUCCACACAAAGUGCAUAUUAAACUCCAUCAAUACAAAUGUUGACCAGAGCUCUCUCUGAACUUUGUCCACUGUGCUAGAACUCUCGUUAAAAACACAGAACCUCUUCUGGAGCACCUCAAGACUGACCUUCAACCUGUGAGAGGAAGUCACAGCAUGUUGUUAAUUCCUCCUGAACUGAAGUAUUUUCCAGAUUUUUGAUCAAACUUGCAAUGCCUGUUCCAGUUAUAAAUCAUAGUCUUUGCCACUGCAAAAGUGUCCGUGAUUUCUGCAAACCCAAUGCAUUCUGCUCAUAUCUUGCCAAAUAGAAAAUUAUUCUCAAAAUCGGCUUGUCUAGAGUCAUACAGAUUGAUUGUGGUGGAAGAUCAAAAGAUCUUUGGGUCUUCAGAGCUCAACUUUCUGACACAUCGGACCAAUUUGGCUGUGUGUAGUGGGCACCUGCCCAUAGACUCUGUUGGUUAUGUUCUGCAGGUUAUUGUAAUCAUCACUGCAUCUUGCACAGGGCUUGAAUGAGCCAGAUCACCAGCACUGUGUCUCCUUAACCAGUUACUGAAGGAUCACGAAUGAGCAGCACAAAGUCUGAAAGUGUAAAUGUAAGAAUAUUUGAUUUAGUCAAAUCAGAUACUACUUUUAAAAUAUUUAUGUGGGAUAUAUAUAUUCCAUAUAUGGCCAUCAUAUAAAGAUGCCCUUCUUCAAACUGCCCUUGAGAAAGUGAUGAUGAACUGCUGCCUUCAUUUUCAUAGUCUGUGUGGUGAAUUUCACUGCAGUUUUCCGCAACUGUGUGGCUUGCUAGGUAAUUUCAAAGAGUAGAUAUUGAUCAGGAAUCAUAUAUAGGCCAUAUAAGGAAGAUGGGUAUCUUUCCUAGUCUUCAGCGAACCAUAUGGGCUUUUAUGACCGUUCAGUGGUCUAAUACUUACCCUGAAUGACUUUAUCUACUAAUUCCACGUCCUUCUAUUAAUUAAAUUCAAGUUCUCCAGGUGCCUAUCCGCAUCCUUUUCUUUUUUUAAAUUUAAGAAAAAUCUCCAUUGAUAAUUAGUAUCUGAAAGAAUGGGACUCCAUACAGAAUUGUCAAUGCCAAGUGAACCAGAUAUCACAUUUUGCACAAUGAAUAUUAGACUGGGGCAGACAAAUCCUAACUUCCUAUGGCAAGUUUAAUUUGUAUCUAUAUAAUCACACAGUGCAGUAAAUAUGAAGUGUGUAGUCUGAGACAUUAUUUUUGGCGGGGCUGCCAAUCGUGCGGCGCCCCUGGUGGUGGCAUGAAACAGUACAUGUGUACUCACUGGACAUUGUUUAACUCGUGCAAAGAUAUUGGUGAUGACUGUUAACCACAUUCUUACCUUUACAGAAAAAUUCACAAAUUCUUUAACAGACUAUGAAGUGAUCAGAUUGCAUGCUUUAUAAUGUGAAUACUGUAUUGUGAAUUGCAAGCUUUGUAUCACCAUCAGACUUUGUACUGAACAGAUAUAGCUAAUGAACUGUUUGAGAUGUGCAUAUGAUAUGAUUUGGUUUUGUUCCAAUGAUGUACAACGUGAUCAUUUUAUGAUUGGGCUGUUUAUUCACAAAGUCACCUUAAUGUGAUCAUCAAAAUUAGAAAACUCAACUGUAUGUUUUUAAUGAACUUUACCAGAUCUUGGCAUCAUCACCAAAGUCAGCACUGAUUGCUCUUCCCCAAUGACC
Molecule: messenger RNA, 9243 nt
Organism: Leucoraja erinaceus (little skate)
Lineage: Eukaryota; Metazoa; Chordata; Chondrichthyes; Rajiformes; Rajidae
Product: layilin-like
Exons: 7
Coding region: 6047-7162 (371 amino acids)
Molecular function (GO): hyaluronic acid binding
Source: RefSeq, a predicted model, not a curated record